UGAAAGCUUUUUGUUUGCCAACGUCUCAUGCGAAACAGUUGCAAGUACAGAAACGAUCAGCUACGACGACUUUUGAAAUUUGCGCGGAUGAAUAAAAAAAAGGCAAACACACAAAAACAAAACCACGACGACAAUAGACGCCAACAACCCUAGAAAUUUUUCCCCCAAUAAUAUCCACAAAAGAACAUGGAAAUCCCAGAGACUCCACCAUCGCCAGUGCUGUUGCUGUAAAAGACACAAAACGUUCACACAACAAACGCAUUUUUAAAACGCAUCCAUCAAAUUCUAGCUGCUGCCUUGUUCUUUUGUUGCAAAUGGUUACGAUGCAGCAGGUGAUGACGAUCCAAUGACGAAGACAACGACGACGAUGAUGCAACCAACAAUGCCAGCGAGUGAAUGAAAUGAAAGUUGUGGAGAAAAACGAAUCAUCAUCAGUUUUCCAGGCAGCCAGCCAGUCAUCAAUCCAUCCAUCCAUCUGUCUAUUUACUCGUCUCGCAACAACAACAACAGAAAACGUUGCUACCCCCAUCCAAAGGAAGGGUUAAAGUGAUUUUCAUAUGGCAAAGCAAAGAAUAGUGUUCCGUAAACAAUCUCAAAAUAAACAUCAAUAUAAUUUAACGGUCAAAUCUGUGAAUGAGAAUAAACAAAUGCAAAAAAUAAAUUCAAUUGCAAAAUUUUAAAAAUUUAUUGAAGAAUAAAAAUUAAUAAAACUUAAUUAGAACGAAAACAAAGAACCAAAAAAAAAAAAAAAAAAAAACAAAAGAAUAAAUUCGGUAACAAACGAAAAACCGUUGGGCGCCAUGCUGAGUUGUACACCAAUCGUUCUAGUAGUGAAUCAUUAGUCUACCUGUCAACACUCACUCCACCCAGGUUUGGAAAUGCUUAACAACCAUAUGACGGAUUAAAUGAACAGCAGUAGGAAAAAAUAAAGAAAAUAUCUACAAAACAAAACCCACCAACUGAUCCUUAGAGCGGGCGGAAAUUACAAUAAAACUUCUAUUGUUCUUAAGAAAUAGAAAAAAAAAAAAUAAAACGAUCGGGACAAAAGGAAAAAAUAGUUUGUGUAAUACAAUUAAAACAAUGAUAAAAAUAAAUUAAUCGAACAAGAAAAAAUAAAAAGAUUGCAAAAAAAUAAUAAUUAUUAUGAUAUAAAAAUAUUGAAAAAAUUGUUUAUAAAUUACCUUUGUGAAACUUUUAGAUACGCAUAACAUGAAACAAAUCUAAAAUUUUUUUUUUGUAAUGUUAAACAUGACCACAAGUGCUCACAAGUAAUAUUUAAAAAAACAAGCUAUACUGAUCCACAAAUCCUUUACGAAAAUAAAUUUCUUGUAAAGUUUUUUAAAAAAGAAGAAGUGAAUUAACAAAUUGAAAUCAAAGUUUUAUAAAAUUUACACACCUAAAAAGAUAGCAACAUGCUAACUGAUAUGACGCCGACGGCCGGCCAAUUGUAUGGCUCACAAAUACCAACCAUGGGAAUGAAUAUCACUAAUAUUGCAACACAUUUGCAGAAACCAACAGUUAAUCCGGAUCACCCCAGUUUGAGGGGCACCCCAUUGGCCAUGUUGGCAGCACAGUGCAAUAAAUUGAGCAGUAAGUCACCACCACCAUUGGCCGAUGCUGCUGUGGGCAAGGGAUUUCAUCCGUGGAAGAAAAGCCCAACAUCGCCCAAUCAUCAUCAUCACCAUUCGCAAACGAAUAAUUCAAAUAAUAAUAACAAUAAUAAUAACAACAACAAUAACACUUCAACAGGUUCGAACAGUUCAAAUGCUUCGGUGGGACAACAUUCACCCUGUGCUAUAUCAUCGUCGGCAUCGUCGACCAACUCGUCGUCGGGAACCUCGGUGGCAAAUCAUUCAUCCGGCCUUGGCAUUUCAUCUUCGGCUGGUAAUUCAUUGACCUCAAGAAGUCUGGCCGGCAGUGGUAUUAAUACCAUGGUCAACAUAACAGCAAGCAUUUAUCCUUACAGUCGACCCAUCACCUCAUCCUGUGCUGCUGUCACCACACCCUCGGCCUAUGGCAGUGAUCUCUUCUAUCCGAAUUCGACGACCACAACUGGUGGCAUGGUGGGCGACAAUCAUCACAUGCAUCAGGGCCUCUUGGGCAAAGUGGAGGGAGCCACCUUUGGUUCGGUGUACUCACGCCACCCAUACGAUUGGCCCUUCAAUGCCGUCACAGCCCAGGCGCACAAGGCAGCUGAGGCGGCCAGUGUCAACAGCGGUUGGUGGGAUAUGCAUAGCGCUGCAGCUGCGGGCAGCUGGUUGGAUAUGGGCGGUGCUGCUGGCAUGCACUCAACCAUGGCUAAUUAUGCAACGGCUAGCUCAGAUUACUCGUCGGCUUUGAGUCACUCGCUGUCGAAUACGGCUCAUUUGUUGGGUUCGGGUCAACAUUUGCUGCAGGACACAUAUAAGAGUAUGCUGCCCAGUCAGGGGGUGGGUGGUUUCUCACUGCCCCAUAGCUCGCCCUCGGCAGCAUCAACGGCCUCCACACCCCAAUCAUCAUCGCCCACAACGCCAUCGUCUAGAUCUCAGAGGCGUUAUGCUGGUCGUGCCACCUGUGAUUGUCCCAAUUGUCAAGAGGCCGAGCGGCUCGGCCCAGCUGGGGUACAUUUGAGAAAGAAAAACAUCCACUCCUGUCACAUACCCGGAUGUGGUAAGGUCUAUGGUAAGACAUCCCAUUUGAAGGCCCAUUUACGGUGGCAUACCGGCGAAAGGCCAUUUGUGUGCAACUGGCUGUUUUGUGGUAAACGUUUUACCCGUUCCGAUGAAUUGCAAAGGCACCUGAGAACCCAUACAGGGGAGAAGCGAUUUGCCUGUCCCGUUUGCAAUAAACGUUUUAUGCGCAGUGAUCACCUGGCUAAACAUGUCAAGACCCAUAAUGGCACUGGAACUGGUAUUAAGAAGGGAUCCUCAGAAUCCUGCAGCGACUCGGAAGAACCUAACAAUCAAUCUGGCGAUUCAAAUGGUUUGAAUUCAUCUGUGAAUAAUGGCAAUUCGGGCAGCAAUAGUCAUCCGGGUACACCCAACUCUUUGACAUCGGGAGGUACUCCAACCCAAAAUCAUGGUCAGGGUUUGCAUAUGUCUCCGCAUCAUCAUAUGUCGAGUGGUUCACCGGUAAUGCUUAGUCAUCAGCAGCAUCAGCAGUUACAGCAACAACAUCAGCAGCAGCAACAACAACAACAGCAGCAACAUCAACAAGCCCAACAGCACCAUUUACAUCAGCAGCAGCAACAACAACAACAACAACAGCAGCAGCAGCAACAACAGCAAACUCAUCCUCACGCCCACAUGCAUGCCCACACCCAUCAUCACCAUCACCACUUGUUGGGCUCCAAUUCGGCAACAUCCAGCCCCGUGCUGGAUCACCACAGCACCCUGGUUGACAUUAAGCCCCCAAUGGUUUGAGGGUCACUGGGACCCUUUCUGUUCGGUAACUGAACGGAAAUGGGCUCCUACAUCAAGGAUUUCAUACAAACUCUAGCGUUAUUCGAUGACAUGGUGUAAAAUUGGCCGCCAGGGAAAGAGGGAGGAAGGAAGAUAUCUGGGAGAAAUGGAAGGCUUUGUAAAUUUUAUUUCGAAAAGAAUUUAGAUGACUAAUCUUUUUAAUCAUUAUAUUUUAUAAAAUAAAAAAAAUAUUGCACAAAUUUUACUUAAUUUUAUGUCUAGUAAGAAUAAAAAAAACAGAUAAGAAAGUAAAACAACCCAUAAUUAAUUUAUGUAAUUGAUUCAAAACACACCCACAAACAUUUUUUUGUAAAUAGUACUAUAGAUAUUUUAAACAAUUUUUGAAAAUCUUAAAAUAUAAAAAUAAAAUAAAAACAAUUAAAAAUAGUAGAAAAAUAUGAAAACAAA
Musca domestica (house fly) is the source of this 3848-nucleotide messenger RNA. It is a transcript of the gene Sp1, whose product is annotated as transcription factor Sp9. NCBI's taxonomy places the organism in Eukaryota, Metazoa, Arthropoda, Insecta, Diptera, Muscidae. Gene Ontology annotation, biological process: regulation of transcription by RNA polymerase II. The coding region runs from base 1413 to 3401 and encodes 662 amino acids. The transcript has 3 exons. Gene Ontology annotation, molecular function: DNA-binding transcription factor activity, RNA polymerase II-specific; RNA polymerase II cis-regulatory region sequence-specific DNA binding. The record is from RefSeq and is a predicted model, not a curated record.